Molecule: messenger RNA, 924 nt
Organism: Nezara viridula (southern green stink bug)
Lineage: Eukaryota; Metazoa; Arthropoda; Insecta; Hemiptera; Pentatomidae
Source: the annotation of a GenBank genome assembly
AUGGCCAUUACCUGUGAGGACGUAAAAGAGAAAGGAUCAGGAUCUUUAUUUAGUGUAGAACAAUUGAAGUCCCUUUCUCUUCUAGACGAGGAUGGUAUUAAAGAUUGCGUAAUUAUUUUAGGAAAAGAGCCGCUGACGAAGGAACAAUCGUCAACCGUGUGGUCGGCCUUAAUAGAUAUAUACAAAUCUGUGGAUGAUAUUCCCGAAGAAAGCCUACAACAUUUGGGUUGGAUCGCCAACGGAAUAUCUUUGGAGCACUUUUACAACCUUUCGUUAACAGAAGUGGAUACGAUAGCCGCCUUCGGCAGGCUAAGUUGGUUCAAUCAGGAACAGCUUCACUCCCUGAAUGCCGCCAUAUUCGAACAGUGGAGCAGUAAGGAUAUUGAAGAUCUUUCCAGCUAUGAUUUAAUGAAUUUGAGGCAAAUACUUUGUGCACUCAAUGGAUCCGAAAUAAUCAAGAUUCAUCCAGACGCCUAUAAAGAAGCAGCUCAAGAGCUGUCAACUUUAACAAACUGCAGAAAAGAUGUGAUCUCAGGGCUCGCGGAAUUAGCAACAAGCCCACUUGCCUUUGGAGACCCUAGAAAUUGGACGUCACUCCAUAUUGCUUCAAUAGGUUGCAUUAUUGGAGGACUCUCUUCAGUUAGAGUCAUUCCUCCAUCUGCAAUGGAAGGAUUAACUAAAAGCACCAUUGUCUGCUUACCACCCAGUGUACUCCAGGAAAUGAGUGAUGAGCAAAUCAUAAAUCUUUCCCCAUCAGCUGCUGGUUCACUAAGUUCUAAACAAUUGUCUGCUCUUUACAAAUCUCAAAAAUAUGCUCUUCAAUUGGCUAUAAAAGGCAGAACUGCCAAUGACAAAUCUUCUUCAAUUGUAUUAUUUGUAAGUAAUUAUUUAAUUAUAAUAGUUAUUGUUUUUAUUACUUUUUAA